Molecule: messenger RNA, 1024 nt
Organism: Orycteropus afer afer
Lineage: Eukaryota; Metazoa; Chordata; Mammalia; Tubulidentata; Orycteropodidae
Gene: PMEPA1
Product: prostate transmembrane protein, androgen induced 1
Biological process (GO): negative regulation of transforming growth factor beta receptor signaling pathway
Cellular component (GO): early endosome membrane; Golgi membrane
Molecular function (GO): R-SMAD binding
Source: RefSeq, a predicted model, not a curated record
UGUGCCCUCAGCCGAGCUGGAGUUCGUGCAGAUCCUCAUCAUCGUCGUGGUCAUGAUGGUGAUGGUGGUGGUCAUCACCUGCCUGCUGAGCCACUACAAGCUGUCCGCGCGCUCCCUCAUCAGCCGCCACAGCCAGGGCCGCCGGAGGGAAGAUGCCCUGUCCUCUGAAGGCUGCCUCUGGCCCUCGGAGAGCACCGUCUCGGGCAACGGGAUCCCCGAGGCACAGAUCUUCGCUCCGCCACGGCCCGCCGACCGCCUGACUGUGCCCUCCUUCACCCAGCGGGACCGCUUCCACCGUUUCCAGCCCACCUAUCCGUACCUGCAGCACGAAAUCGACCUGCCACCCACCAUCUCACUGUCAGACGGCGAGGAGCCCCCACCCUACCAGGGCCCUUGCACCCUCCAGCUGCGGGACCCCGAGCAGCAGCUGGAGCUGAACCGGGAGUCGGUGCGCGCACCCCCGAACAGAACCAUCUUUGACAGCGACCUGAUGGACAGCAGCCUACUGGGCGGCCCCUGCCCCCCCAGCAGUAACUCGGGCAUCAGCGCCACGUGCUACGGCAGCGGCGGGCGCAUGGAAGGGCCGCCCCCCACCUACAGCGAGGUCAUCGGGCACUACCCGGGCUCUGCGUCCUUCCAGCACCAGCAGGGCAGCGGGCCACCCUCCCUGCUGGAGGGCACCCGGCUGCACCCGGCACACAUCACCCCCCCGGAGAGCACAGCCCUCUGGAGCAAGGAGAAGGAUAAACCGAAAGGGCACCCUCUCUAGGGGUCCCAGGGGGCCAGGCCGGGGCAGCCUAGGUGAAAGGCACAACACCGCGCACUUCUUAGAGGACAGAGAGGGCGGGACGCGGAAAACACGGCCAUCCCCAUCCUCCCCGCCUCUCUGUGUAUAAAUAUUUACAUGUUCUGUUUGGUCCGAAUGCACAAGCUAGAAAGCUUGCAAAAAAGGAAAAAAAAAAAAAAACCACCCCCGUUUCUUUGUUGAGCUGUGUCUUGAAGGCAAAACGAAAAAAAGUCCUAC